CCAGGGAACAGGGACAUGGGGCAUUUCCCCUCGGGAGGGGGAUGGGGGGGCUCUCCUGGGGAGGGGGAUGGGAGCCCCGCCCCAGAUAACAGGCCCUUAUCUUUGGUGAGCAGCUGGGCCGGGCUGGGGCAGGGCUCAGGGCCGUGGGGCCGGGCGCCGUGGGGCCGGGGUGUGCGGGGAUGGGCCCCCAGCGGCUGCCGUGGUUCCUGCUCCCCACUGCGGCCUUGCUUGGCCUCCUCUUCCUCUCCAGCCUCCGGCUCCCCGCCCCUUCUCGCCCGGACGAGCGGCUCCCGGCUGCCCCUCCCCAGGCAUGGGACCCCCACUCCGGCCCGGGCCCCCCGCUGCCCAGGCCAGGCCUUCCAGAUCAGCCGCCUCCUGGCGGCCUUCAGGGCCUGCGUGACUCCGGACGGAGAAAUCCUGCUGGGAGAGUAUCUGGCUGGCUGGAAAGAACUGAUCAAACUGAUAGACACUCUGGGGGCCGCCUUCGGCCUCCUGGCCCGGGAGACGCAGACGAAGAUGGAGAUCCUGCAGGGGCACCGGGCGGGGCCGCACGCCCCUCACUACCGCACCCUGCAGGCCAUGGUGGCCUUCGAGCUGCGGCGCGGCCUGGUGGGGCUCCGGGCGCUGCCCCCGGGCCGGCCCCCCUCGGGCUGCCGGACCCUGCUCCGCCUCCACCGGGCCCUCAAGUGGCUGGAGCUGUUCCUGGGGAAGUUGAGUCACAGCGGGCCGGAGGAAGACCCCUCCCAGCUCUGCGCCGAGGCCUACCAGGCGGCCCUGGCCCCGCACCACAGCUGGUGGGUGCGCCAGGCGGCCGGGCUGGCCUUCCUGGCCCUGCCCUCGCGCCAGGAGCUGUACGGGCUCGUCUGCGCCGAGGGGGAGCGGGAGGCCCGGGCCGUGCUCCUGGACGCGGUCGGCGUCAUCGCCGGGGUCUAUAACGUCACCCAGCGGCUCUACGCCGCCCGCGGCCUCUUGGAGCUGCCCUGAGCGGCCGCCGGGGGGCGCUGGAGAGGACAGGGUGGGGGGCACCGGCACCGCCCGGCCCCAGGGCGGGGACUGGCUGGCUCAGGGGGACGGGGAACGGGGCAGGGGCCUGACCCCUCUGGGGGGCGCCAGCUCCCCCCCGGCUCCAGGGCAGGGACUGGCUGGCUCAGGGGGGCGGGGAACGGGGCAGGGGCCUGACCCCUCUGGGGGGCACCGGCUCCCCCCUGGCCCCAGGGCAGGGACUGGCUGGCUCGGGGGUGGCAAGGAAUGGGGCAGGGGCCUGACCCCUCUGGGGGGCGCUGGCUCCCCCCCAGCCCCAGGGCAGGGACUGGCUGGCUCAGGGGGGCGGGGAACGGGGCAGGGACCUGACCCCUCUGGGGGGCGCCGGCUGGGCUCCCCCGGGCAGGGCGCUGGGCGCGGUUGUGAACCAGCGGCCCCGGAAACGGGGCCAAGUAAAGAGACGCCCCGAGCUCGA
Chelonia mydas (Green sea turtle) is the source of this 1456-nucleotide messenger RNA. RefSeq names its product glycolipid transfer protein domain containing 2 (gene GLTPD2). Gene Ontology annotation, biological process: ceramide transport; intermembrane lipid transfer. Gene Ontology annotation, cellular component: cytoplasm; membrane; cytosol. The transcript has 3 exons. The coding region runs from base 16 to 984 and encodes 322 amino acids. The record is from RefSeq and is a predicted model, not a curated record. Lineage: Eukaryota; Metazoa; Chordata; Testudines; Cheloniidae. Gene Ontology annotation, molecular function: ceramide 1-phosphate transfer activity; ceramide 1-phosphate binding.